Molecule: messenger RNA, 2784 nt
Organism: Epinephelus fuscoguttatus (brown-marbled grouper)
Lineage: Eukaryota; Metazoa; Chordata; Actinopteri; Perciformes; Serranidae
Product: active breakpoint cluster region-related protein
Exons: 23
Coding region: 214-2679 (821 amino acids)
Biological process (GO): signal transduction; positive regulation of GTPase activity
Cellular component (GO): membrane
Molecular function (GO): guanyl-nucleotide exchange factor activity; GTPase activator activity
Source: RefSeq, a predicted model, not a curated record
CCUCAAACCACAGCCAGCCCUAACGCUUCUGUUUCAGCACCCCAACAGGAAAUAUCGCCUCAGUGGUGUAGCCAUGCUGCAUUUGUCACGUCAGUCCAGUCAGUCAGAAGAAAGAGCUCAGAGAGAAGAAAGAGGAAGCUUUCACUCAGUGCGUUCACAUGCUGCGUCUGCAGAGCUGAGCCUGCAGCGUGAGGAGAGGACUUCCGAGCCCCGAUGGACGUCUACCAGGAGGCUGUGAGUUAUCUGGAGUCGCAGCAUGUUCCAGUCGUAGCAGAGGCUGAUGUCCUGGAGGAGGAUGUAUUCCAGGAGGAGGCAGUGUCCUGUUUGCUCUCUCCUCUCCACCCUGAGACCCUAGACUUCCCCGACACACCUACGUUAUGCAGCCCGGAGGAGAUGUUAGAGAGGAGGCUUGUGGUCCUGAAGGGCAUCCUGGAGAGUGAGGAGGUUUAUCUGAGGGAGCUGGAGGCCCUGCUGAUGCCCAUGAAGGCUCUGCGUGCCUCGGCCGGGACCUCUCAGCCCGUCCUGUCCAGUCAACAGGUCCAGACUGUUUUCUACCAGGUGCCUGAGCUCAGAGACAUGCACCAAAGCUUCUACUCUGGCCUGAAGGACCGGCUGAGCUCACACUGCCCCACUGACCCCAGCACUGGUGAAGAAGCAAAGAUGAGCUACACAGGCUUUGAGCUGAUGGUGGGAGACCUGUUUCUGAAAAUGGUGAACCAGAUCGGUGUGUACGGCGGUUUCAUCGGAAACUAUGAGGAAGCUGUGGAAGUUGUUCGCAAGUGCACACACUCGGACCCUCGCUUCCGAACUCUGGCCCAGAGCAUGAUGUCUCAUAACGGCUCCGACAAAACCAAGUACACAUUUGAAGCUCUACUAUACAAGCCUUUGGACCGAGUAACCAAGACCACACUUGUGCUGCGUGACCUCCUGAAGACGACACCAGUGGAGCACGGAGAUUACGCGCCCUUACAGGAAGCCCUGCGAUUGUCCCGCAGCUUCCUGUCUGGUGUCAACGAGAGUUCACAGUGCAAACGAGAGGUCACACUCAGUCACGGCAUGAGGCGUCAGCUGAUGCGUGACGGCUUUGUGGUGGAUGCGAGCGAGGGGGACCGCAGUCUGCGUCACCUCUUCCUUUACACCGACCUCCUGUUGUGCACCAGAUUCAAACAUGCAACCAGAGGGAAGCAGGACCAGUACAGGUUCUGCUGGUAUCUGCCCCUCGCUGGUCUCAAACUUCGCUGGGUUGCGGACCAGGCACGUUCACCAGACGCACACCAUCGUUUACACACCAUAAGAACCAAGAUGCACCUCCUACGGCAACAAAUGAGGGGGUCCAGGGGCUUCGCAGCUCGCAGCCGGAAGAAACUGGAGCAGAUGGAGCUGAUGCUGCUCACACACUCACCUGUUUACACACUGGAGCUGCACAGCCCAAGUGGCAAGAGUCACACUCUCCUCUUCUCGUCCCUGUACGAGCUGGAAGAAUGGAGGGAAGCCAUUCACAAACUCACCACAGACAACAUAGAAACUGUCCCUCCAGACCUGCUCACCCUCACCAGUGCAUGUGUGAAACUGAGAAUGACCCAGCAGCCUCCACUCCACAGCACCAACGCUGUAGAGGACGAGGCGUCUCUGUGUGGGACUCUGAGUGUGGCGAUCCACUCCGCCAGCGGCCUGCAGCAGCCAGCCUGUGCGUAUGUGUGUGUGGAAGUGGAUGGUUACGAGUUUUACGAUAAACAGGCCCAGACACACUCGUCAAUCCACAGCCUCAAACCACACUGGGACCAGGAGCUGUCGUUCCAGGUGGACGGAGCGCAGGAGCUGAGGGUGCUCUGCGUGAGUCAGUCUGAUGGACAGGAUGGUAGCGUCCUGGGGAAAGCUUCUGUGAAGUUGGACUCUAAAACCCUGACUAAGAGAUGGAGGAGACAGACUCUACACCUCGGCCAGGUGGAGGUGACUCUUUCCCUGAAGUACUGUCCACACCCUCUCGAACCCCCGAGCUCCACGCCUCAACAACAGCAACCUGUCUUCUGUGUCCCCAUUCAAACUGUGGCUCAGCAGGAGGGAGUGCUCGUCCCACAUGUGGUGCGCUGCUGCGUGGAGGAGGUGGAGAGGAGAGGCAUGGACGAGGUGGGCAUCUACAGGGUCUCAGGAACCGCCAGUGACAUCAACACACUCAAGACUGCGUUCAACAGCAAUCUGCGUGAAGCAGUAACCAGACUGAGAAGUGCUGAGGUCAACGCCGUCUCUGGUGUUCUCAAACUGUACCUCAGAGAGCUGCCGGAGUCUCUCAUGCCCACUGAGCUGUUUCAGGGUCUGGCCAGGACGCUGGACAUCCAGGACAUAAACUCUCGGCUUGUCUCCAUGUUGUCCCUGCUGCACUCCUGUCCUGAACCCAACCGCCACACCUUCCUCUUCCUCCUGCACCACCUCCAACGGGUCUCUGAGAAGCAGGACGUCAACAAGAUGACUCUGAUGAACCUGGCCACAGUGUUCGGGCCCAGCCUCAUACGCCCUCCUGUGGUUGGACUGGGACAUGACGGCCCCACCAUGGAUAUCUCUCAGGAGGUGGUGGUGCAGGUCCAAGUGCUUUUCUGCUACCUGCAGUGCAACAACCUCCCUGAAGCCCAGACCUCUCUGCCAUAUGACACAGACUCUGAGGAUGAGACCACCCACAUGUGAGACCACCAUCAGUGUCUCGACGGCCGGCAGGAAACUCAAACUAUGUAAAUAUAUAUGUAUCUGCGUUUGAAAGGUGAGACAAUAAAAGUAUUUAUUCAGAGGAAA